AUGGACUUGCUCAGGUCGCUUGUAUCAGGCAAAAAGAAAAGGCUAAAAGAAAAAGGCUUCAAUCUUGACUUAACUUAUAUAACCCCAAGAAUCGUCGCAAUGUCAAUUCCAGGAGAAGGCGUCCAUAAGCUUUAUCGGAAUUCUCUUAGUUCUGUUUCAAAAUAUCUCAAUGAAAGACAUGGGGGUAAAUAUCGAAUUCUAAAUUUAAGCGGAAUUUCAUAUGAUUAUUCAAAAUUUUCUGAUAGUGUAAAAGAGUUUGCUUGGCUUGAUCACUAUCCGCCUCCUAUAGAGCUUUUAUUUAAAGCAUGCAGAGAUAUUCAUACAUGAUUAAGUUUCAAUAUAAACAACGUAGUUGUUAUUCACUGCAAGGCUGGGAAAGGAAGAACUGGCACGUUAAUUUGCUGCUACUUAAUAUUUUCUGGAAGAAUUCCAGACCCAAAUCAAGCUUUGAUAUAUUAUAAGAGAAAAAGAUUUACAAGUGGAGGUGGGGUCACUCAUCCUUCUCAACAACGAUAUAUUCAUUAUUUUGAUAAAAUUUUUAAAGGGGAAAUAAAAAGUCCUUUAGUUACCCGAUUAACGAGAGUUCAGAUGAAAACUGCUCCACAUUUUAACGGGAAUUCUUCAAGGCCUUAUAUCGAAAUUUAUCAAAAACAUGGUUUAAUUUAUAUAAAUAAAGAAGAGAACAGAGUCAACCAAGUUGCUCUUCAAGACUCAUGAGAAAAUAUCGAGAUCCACGAUCUUGCAGUCAUUAAUAAUGGUCUAUGCCUCCAAGGAGAUGUUCUUUGCAAACUAAUGCAUUGAAGUUUAUGAGGGUCCUAUAAAAUAUGCCGUCUCUCCUUCAACACUGCUUUUAUACCAAAUGAUGAAGCUUUGAUUUUCAAAAAAAUUGACCUUGAUCCUGACAUUUUUGUGAAAAGCACCAAAGUGAGCAAUGACUUUGAAGUCAUUUUUACUUUCCAAAAGCUUUGUCAAUGCACUUCAGAUAUGGAUUUAAGCGAUAGGUGCUUAGAUUGUCAAGAAGUGAUGACUGAUGAAGAAAAAGAAAAAUGAGAAACUAUUAGAAGCGUUCUGAACGAACGAGAAGAUGCAGAUCCAGCACAGCUGCUGUUUGGAGAUCGGCAUGCCGAUGAUGUAGAUAAUAUAGUAAUGAAUAAUAAUGAACCAGUUGAGUAA
Blepharisma stoltei is the source of this 1173-nucleotide messenger RNA. NCBI's taxonomy places the organism in Eukaryota, Ciliophora, Heterotrichea, Heterotrichida, Blepharismidae. The record is from the annotation of a GenBank genome assembly.